Messenger RNA from Drosophila rhopaloa, 891 nucleotides. RefSeq names its product ras-like GTP-binding protein RhoL (gene RhoL). NCBI's taxonomy places the organism in Eukaryota, Metazoa, Arthropoda, Insecta, Diptera, Drosophilidae. The record is from RefSeq and is a predicted model, not a curated record. The transcript is spliced from 4 exons. Gene Ontology annotation, molecular function: GTP binding; GTPase activity. The coding region runs from base 205 to 777 and encodes 190 amino acids. Gene Ontology annotation, biological process: small GTPase-mediated signal transduction.
CGCACACGAUCGGUUGUGGUUGUUCGUUAUUUAUCCGCCGUUAGUUCGAGUAAUCUCCUCCACACUGCUCUGAUCAGGUCGUACGUCAUCGCCAGACGUGUUGUUCGAUUGAUUGUAUUGCGAAUAAUACGAAAAAAAAUCUACGAGUACAAAAACCUCGUAUCUAUAAUUUUCCACCAAAGACCAACCAAGACCUAAUCGGGAAUGACGACGAACAUGUCGAGGAGUCCGCGCCCGCUGAAAAUAACCAUCGUGGGCGACGGCAUGGUGGGCAAAACCUGCAUGCUGAUAACCUACACACAGAACGAGUUUCCCGAGGAGUACGUACCCACAGUGUUCGACAAUCAUGCCUGCAACAUAGCCGUAGACGAUCGGGACUAUAAUCUGACCCUCUGGGAUACGGCCGGUCAGGAGGACUACGAAAGACUGCGACCACUGAGCUAUCCAAAUACGAAUUGUUUCCUGUUGUGCUAUUCGAUCAGCAGUCGCACCUCGUUCGAGAACAUUAAGAGCAAGUGGUGGCCGGAGAUCCGUCACUUCUCCAGUCACGUGCCCGUGGUGCUGGUGGGCACCAAACUGGACCUGCGCAUCCCCAACUCGGAGAAGUUUGUGACCACGCAGGAGGGCAAGCGACUGCGCAAGGAGAUUCACGCCGCGAACCUAAUCGAGUGCUCUGCCAAGAAGAAACAGAACCUUCAGCAGGUCUUCGAGGAAGCGGUUCGCGCCGUGGACAAGGCACCAAGAAGAACGUCGUCCAGGACAUGCAAAAUACUGUGAACUAAGUGUAUGCCUAAUGUUUAAUAUUGUUAUUAUGCGUAAUGUAUUAUGUAACUAAUUCGUCUGACCACAUGUGCUUUGUUUUGGCAAAAGAAAAAACUGUAGAAAAUUUAA